AACUAACGUUACAAUUUAACGUUUUCUCGCAUUUGCGUAAAUAAAGCUCUUUAAACAGUGAGAGGAAAAUCCCCAAUCUGUCUGAGACAGUCACCUCGUCUCCUGCUAAUCCCUCCGUGACCUCUGUGUGCUGGGAAAAAAACACCCACCGCACGCGCAUACAAAGGUGAUCCCGCGGUACCGAACGCGAGGUCGAACGCACCCAAAUCGGCAUCGCGGUACCUCCGUCGCUCCCCAAUGGGCGACCCGAGGUCCUCGUCCCGCCGUCCUCGCCUGGACCCGAGCGACUUCGAUUCGGCCGAAGCCGAGAGCAGUCGGUUCGUGUUGACGAGUCCCCGCUCGCUGGAGUCCUGCAAGCGACUUGGGGUCAAACCCGUGAAACUUCUGAUCAAAUCGCUGAACGAGUUCAUCGCCGAGCGCUGUGACGCGCCCGUCGGGGCGAUGACGGUCCUGCACGAAUCCUACGAAAGGGAGAGAUUGAGGCGUUUACCAAUGUGCCGAGUGGAGAGGCAGAGGAUUAUCCGGGCGGCGGCGGGGGGCAGGUGGCCGGGAAGCAACAAAGUGUCCGGCCUGGAAGUGUCGCCUGACGCCAAACCGAAGGGUCACGCCGGGGACAGGGAGACGGCGGGGACCGUGACGUACGCGGACCUGUGCAUUAGGGGGGCACCUGCAAGCAGGUCCUCCUGCUCUCACAGAGACAGGAGCACAGUGUGCAGCUUCAGCCAGGGACACUCCGGACACACCCCGGCUACCGAGAUGACCGUGGACCAGCUCGCCAGGGACAUUCAAAAGGAGAUGUGCGUCACCGUGUCGGAGAGAGACCGCAAGAUUGCGGCUCUCAUGUUGGUGAGGCACCAGGAGGAGCAGACUUGCCUGAAGCUCCGUCAGCAGGAGGAACAGGCGCGUCAGGAGGCCCGCAGGCACGAGGAGGCCCUUCGCGCCGAGGCCGACAGGGACAGGGGGGAGAAACUGAGGCAGCGUAUGCGCCGCUGGCACGAGGAGCUGGAGGCCCGCCGGAGGCUGAGAGAGCGGCGGGAGGAAGAAAAAGCUGAACAACUUGAGCUGGAGGCGCUGCUGCACGAAGACCGCUGGGGGAGGUGGAGGGGCGAGGUGGAGGGACAACGCCGAGAGAAGUUGGAGGCUGCGCGGAGAGAGGCGGGGGCCCGCAAGCGCUUGCAGGAGAAGCUGCUGAGAGAAAAAGAGGAGGCGGAGAGGAGGGAGCGAGAGAGGGACGGACAGGUGGCGGCGGAGAAGCAGCAGAGGGCCAGGAGGAGCAAAGUGUCCCGGGAGAAGGAUGAAAGGAGGAGGCUGCGGGAGGGCAACCGCGUGGAGCUGCUGCGUCACAUCCUGCUCAAGCAACAGGUGGAGCAACAGGUGGCGGAGGAGGAGGCCCAGGCGAGGGGCGCACUCGACAAGAAGCUGCGACGCGCCCGAGAAACACGCAGCCUGGCCGCUGAGGCGCGGAGGAGGGCGCUGCAGGAGCGGGCGGCCCGGGAGGAGGAGCGGGCUCGGAGAGCCCAGCAGAGGGCCCAGCUGCAGGGCCACCGGCAGCUGGCGCACAAACAGAUCCUCGUCGAACUGAGCCGGCGGCGCUGCGAGAGAGCCGCCGGGAACGCGUCGGCCCAGCGGAGGCGCAGAGCUCAGGAGGCGGGUCAGCACAACAGACGCAGGAGCCUGCGCCACCAGAGGCUGAGGGAGGAGAGACAAAGGGAGGAGGCGGCCGAGAGGAUGGUGCGGGAGAGGUGCAUCUUCGUGAAGGACUGGAGGAGGGAGAGACUGCGCAGCCAGAGGGAGGUGAUACAGGAGGAGGCGCACAGGCUGGCCCGGGCCUCCUUUCACUUGAGGGACCGAGUGCGACAGCAGACGCGAGCGCGGACCUUCGAUCAGAUGGCUCUGGAGGCUCAGCUCACUGCCUCCAUCAACUCCAUGAAACUAUGAAGGGAGUGAUCGACUCCCAUCCACAGCUCCACCUCUUAUAGAGUAAACCAAAGCUGGGGUUUUGGUGGAGUAAAGACUCACAAAGCCACGGUCUCUGUUUUUAUGAUGCAGAGUGUAAUAUUGUAUCAUAUUUUCAAUCACAAGUUGCUGAAAUGUAUCUUUAUAAAGAGUUUGGGAUGAAGUCCCUGUCCGACUGACACCGGCCUCUCAUUGGCUCAUCCUGAUAUUCUUUACCCUUGGAGCCAAUGCUUUGUGAGCACAAAGCACACUGUGAUCCACCGUCACACACCAGUAAUUAUGCAGGGAAGCUAACGAUAGAAUGCAGUUUUCUCUUCUAAAGAAAGUUGAGCAGUGCUGGUGAAGCGUCCCCGUCACAGAAUCAAGGGUUCACUUGUAUCCUGGAAAAGUUUGAAUUUAGAUAGUGAACAGUUAAGAAAUACUUUCGGAAGGUUGAAUUCGAGAUAAGCUACUGCGCUCUGAAUGAGGCAGACUAUUGUUUGGUUUUCU
Molecule: messenger RNA, 2445 nt
Organism: Pungitius pungitius (ninespine stickleback)
Lineage: Eukaryota; Metazoa; Chordata; Actinopteri; Perciformes; Gasterosteidae
Product: coiled-coil domain-containing protein 177
Exons: 1
Coding region: 238-1938 (566 amino acids)
Source: RefSeq, a predicted model, not a curated record